AUGGCCGCCGACGCCGAGAGGCGCAUGGAGUCGCUGCGGCAAAAGAUCGAGUUCUGCGAGGAGAUCCUGAGCAAGCCCGACGCAGCAUGGGUGAGCCGUGUCACCGCCAUGAAGCAGCUCGAGACCGCCGUCAUGGGCAUGGCCACGAGUGACGGUGAUCGCGACGGCGCCAACUUUAACGCGGCGCCGAUCGUGGGCCAUCUGCUCGUUCUUGUCAAUGGGUUUCUGCAGACGCUGGCUGACUGUCGACCGGCCGUGGCCAAGCAAGCGUGCAGUCUCCUCUCGUCGCUCGCAUGGCUGUGUGGCCCGCCACUGCGGCCGCUCUCCGAGGCGCUCCUCCUAUCUGUGUUUCACCUCGCGACAAAGAAGAAGCAGACCCAAGUCAUCGCGCUCUCGGCGCGCCAGUGCUUGCACAGCCUCACCAAGGCGACGCGGUACCCCGUGGCACUGCUCGAGCGCGCGUACAAGCAGGCCAAAGACGACGGCGACAAGCGCAUGCUUUGCGUCUCGCUCAUCGUGCUCGUCCUGCGCUUCUGGCCCCCGUAUGAAGUCCUCGAACGGGCCAACUACAUGGCGAUGCGGCGUGUGAUUUUACAAAGCCUCUUUGACGACGACGCCGCCGUGCAAUCGCAAGCCCGUCUCGCGCUCUGCCUCCUCUGUGAAUACGGGCAGGAACACAUCCGCUUCCUCCUCGAGCAACUCCCGCACGAGGUCCUUGCGUGCAUUGCUGACGAGUUUCCCGACUCGAUGCUGGCGCAGCCGCCAGCGUGCCUCGAAUCGCCGUCCGAAGACGACGACGACGAUGAUGAUGACGAUAUCAUUUUGUCCCCGAUCCUCGAGCUCGACGACGAAGACCACGAGUCGGACGACAGUGUCUUGCGCCGGCGUAAUCUCCGAGCGCGACCCGUGCUGCCACCGCGCGACAUGUCGCUCGUGACGCUGCGCAACGCUGCGACGCCGACCGAGCUGAAGUUGGAGCUCUCGUUUGCGAGUCUUCCGGACCACCUCUCGGCGAUCACUGAGGGCGACGAGCCACCGAGCGCGUCGUCGACUCCUCUCAAAGCAUCGCCGCCACCAAGCGAUUUGUCCGUCAACACACCGCUACCUGCGCGCAGCGUUCUCGACAUCAAGCCGCCAUCGCCGUCGCUCAUCCCGCGCCCGCCCUCCCGUCUCAAGUUCAAGGGACGCAGCCUACCAUCGGCAUCCUCACCGACACCAUCCGCGACGCCAACCGCCGUGAAAUCCACGCCGCCACCGACAACAGAGACUGCGCCUGCCACUGCACGUCCACUUGCAGUGCGCGAGGUGACACUUGCUGCUCCGACACCUCGGCGGCAGAUGACGCUGUCGAUGGUGCCGGCGGUUGUGGCCUCUGGAGCACACGGUCAGGUGGCGUCACCGAUACCCGAGAUGCCGACUCGCGACCCGCGCAUCCCAACGAGCAAGCCAUCGCUUCGACCCCAACGAGCGACCAUCUUUACGCUCUCGCCACCUCCGUCGGUCGCCAAGCCCAAGGAGAUUGCCGCCGCUGUGGUCGAAGAUGUGGCGCCAGUGGAUCCGCCGACAGACGACGUACUACUGCACGAAGAACAACCUGCGUCGGCUCUCCUGCAAGAGCUCUGGGCGCCGCGACGACCGUCGUUCGACUCGGACGCGGACUUGAGCACGUCAUUGGAUGAUUCAUCUCUGCACGCUGGAAACGCCCGCGAGCAGCUCUUUGGCCCGAGCUGGAGCGUGAGCACGCUGUCGCCCAAGGAGGCCAACUGGGCAGACGACUUUGACUGCAGCGUCCAGAGCAUCGGCAGCAACCUCCUUGACGACGACGACGAGGAGGCGCUGCGCAUGCUCCACGCGGAAUGGGUCCAGCCGGCAGACAACGAGGUCCGCCCGCCCUCGCCCCGAUCGCUCGUUGGCUCGCAGUCCCUCGUGUCGCCAGUGCGCAGGACCGAGGAAGCACCACACCACAAGCCACUGCAACUCGCCACGGACGCGGCGUUGACCAUCGACUUGUCGGCGCAUCACGAAGCCGAGUGGGCGAUGGCGCCGCUGCCUCUUCGCACAAUCAACAACUCGACGCCUGUGGUCACGCCAGUGGUCACUAAGAACCGCGCGUCGCCGACCGAGAUUCCGCUGCGACAGCGGCAUCGUGUGGGGUCGGGCGCGUCAUCCCGUAGCAGCGACGCAUCACUGCGUGAACCAAAGACACCCACGACGUACCGUGUCCCGCAUGGACGUCUCGUCGGGCGUGUACCACCGACGGCGGUGGCGCCACCACCUGCCGACAACUGGUCGCCAUCGCCCGCGCCGAUUGCAGCUACUGCCGCGACGCCGACACUACGCCCGCUGCUCAUCGACGUCGCGCUCACGCUCAUCUGGUGGCUCAGCUUUGCCUUUUGCGUCUAUGGGCUCUUGGGUGCGAUCGAGGCGUACAGUGCGCGCAAGGUCGCCGCGCUCUACUCGGAGCACUUGCGCCCAGCGCUCGAACUGCAGUUUGAAGUGGUGGCGGCGUCCACGUCGUCCCAGCUGCAGCGGCUUGUCGAGUGGAUCCAAGCGUGGCGCGCCACCAUGGACGCGCAGGAGGCGUCAGUGCCGCUCCUGUCGCAGGUGGCCACUUGGACCGCGACGUCCUUUGACGCGCUCGUGGCGCAAAUGCAAGCAACGGCGCGCGUGCAACUCGAGGGGUCGUCCAAUAUGUAG
Saprolegnia parasitica CBS 223.65 is the source of this 2697-nucleotide messenger RNA. RefSeq lists its product as hypothetical. Bases 1 to 2697 code for a protein of 898 amino acids. Lineage: Eukaryota; Oomycota; Saprolegniomycetes; Saprolegniales; Saprolegniaceae. The record is from RefSeq and is a predicted model, not a curated record. The transcript has 8 exons.